This is a messenger RNA of Cyanistes caeruleus (blue tit), 3678 nucleotides long. RefSeq names its product adhesion G protein-coupled receptor D1 (gene ADGRD1). Gene Ontology annotation, cellular component: plasma membrane. The record is from RefSeq and is a predicted model, not a curated record. Gene Ontology annotation, molecular function: G protein-coupled receptor activity. Lineage: Eukaryota; Metazoa; Chordata; Aves; Passeriformes; Paridae. Gene Ontology annotation, biological process: adenylate cyclase-activating G protein-coupled receptor signaling pathway; cell surface receptor signaling pathway.
ACCGAACCGAACCGAAGCGGACGGUACCGGAGUUUCCCGAACCGAACCGAAGCGGACGGUACCGGACGGUACCGGAGCUCCCGGGCCGAGCCCUCCCCCGCAGCCGCCCGGAGCGGGACAGGAGCUGCAGGGGACAGACGAGAGCAGAAAGUUGCGGAUGAGAUCUUUUCUCUCUGGCACGGACCGGAGCUGGGAGGGUUCGAGUUCUUCCCCCGGCCCUGGAGACGCCUCGGUGAAUUCUCCCCCGGGCUCGGUAAAUUACUCGGAUUAAAUGAAGAUACCGAGGGCUGAAGGAAGGAAACGCCGCUCCGAGGGUCCGGAAGGAUAUUUUGCCGUCACUGAAGGAACAGACUUUUUGAACCUGCCUGGAAAAUGUCCUUUUUAAUACCAAAAGUCGCGAAGGAAAACUUAUGAUUGAAAUCUUACAGGAAUUGGAUUUCAGCUGUACUUUUAACCUUAAAUAGACCAUGGAGAGUUUGUUAUCUCUACUCUGGUGCCAUUAUUCUUUGCUGGUUUUAUUGCAGCAAAAACAUCAGGUGUAUGGAAACUAUUCCCAGCUACCCAAACACCCAGGGUUCAAAGUCCUGGCAUCAGCUUCCCAUUACUGGCCAUUGGAAGAUGUGGAUGGAAUUCACGAGUUUCGGGACACAAACGGAGCUCUAAGAAUCCACAACUUCACUGUGCUUCCUCCCCAUAACUCUACCUUUGUAAAUACCAAUGACUCUGCCUACUCUAACUUCUCUGCAACCGUAGAUAUUGUAGAAGGGAUGGUGAACAAAGGAAUUUACGUCACUGAGAAGAAAGGAGUCACCUUCCUCUUCUUUGGAAGCUACAGAAAUUCUUGCAUUAGUAAUCCAGAGGCUUGUGGGCCUGAAGGAGUAACAUUUUCCUUUUUCUGGAAGACUCAAGACCAGCAGGCCAAGCUUCUCCCUGCCUCUGGUGGACGAGUGAUUUCCAGUGGUUUCAAAAUCUGCUCAAACGAAGGUGAAGGCUCUGUGGAAUUUUACACCCGUGGGAAUGCAAUGAUGAAGUGGAAAGCAAGCUUUAGUCCACCAGGUCCCCACUGGACUCACAUUCUCUUCACCUGGCAGUCGAGAGAAGGGCUCAAGGUCUACGUCAACGGGACUCUGAGCAGCUCCGACCCCCAGGGGAAGGUUUUCUACGACUACGGGGAUGCGGAGCUGCUGGCGGGGCCGGGCGCGGAGCCGGCCCGGCGCUCCGUGCACGGGGCCUUUGAUGAGUUCAUCAUCUGGGAGCGGGCCCUGACGCCCCACGAGGUCCUGCAGUACUUCACAGCCGCUGUGGGUGUGCAAGUCCUGCUUUCUUCAACACUUCCAUGGUCUCUGAUGACAAGCACUACAAACCCUGUGCUCCCCACCCAUGCCUACCAGCCCAUCCUGAGGGCUCUGGGCCAGGACAGAGGCAGGUCCUGGACGCCCAGCUCGGAGCUGAGGCUGCUGCAGAACGUGUCCCUCAGCCUGCCCCACGCAUCCGUGUCCCAGCACACUGCCCACAGCCUGGCCCAGGCAUUUUUAAAAGCUAUUGAAGACUUUAUGUUGCUGUCCAACUGGAUGGAUGAACCAGAGGGCCCCGUGGUGUUCAGCAGCCUGAUCCACACCAUCGACACGGUGAUGUCUCACCUGUCCAACAACCUGCCCGGGGACUCGCUGCCUCUGACCCUCGAGGGCUCCUCGGCUGUGGCAGAUUACGCUGUGGUCAAAAUGCACCCUCAGACCCUGAAUGUGUCCCACUACCGAUUUCCAUCUCGAGGGCAGAGCUACAUUUCCAUCCCCAGUGAAGCUUUCCAUGGAAAAGCCUGCAUCACCAUCGUGGGCCUGCUUUACCACAACAUGCAUUAUUUCUUCCAUAACAUCGACCCUGUGGACACCAGGAUUGCUGAAGCUGCUGCCUACAAGGGUUCCAUGAUCUCAGCCAGCAGUUAUCUCAUCUCUCUCAAGGUGGAACCUCUGCCCCAGCUGUCCUACAACCUGUCGGGGUCUCCUGUCAUCACCAUCCAGCUCGCCCACAAACUGACACCCAGACAAUACAGCCAAGCACUGAAUGAAAGUAACAGAGUUCAUCUUUACUGUGCAUUUCUGGAUUAUAGCAAUGGAACUGGUGUUUGGUCUAGUGAGGGCUGUGUCCGUGAGAGUGGGGACCUCAACUACUCCGUGUGCCUCUGCAACCACCUCACCAACUUCGCCAUUCUGAUGCAAGUGGUGCCCCUGAAGCUGACGAGAGAACACCAGGUGGCCCUGUCCUCCAUCACUUACAUCGGCUGUGCUCUGUCCAUCCUCUGCCUGACGAUCACCCUGGUCACAUUCGCUGUGCUGUCGUCUGUCAGCACCAUCCGCAACCAGCGCUACCACAUCCACGCCAACCUGUCCUGCGCCGUGCUGCUGGCCCAGCUGCUGCUGCUCACCAGCUUCCAGCUCAGCCCCGCCACGCUGCCUUGCAAGAUAUUGGCCAUUCUCCUUCAUUUUUUCUUCCUGAGUGCAUUUGCGUGGAUGCUGGUGGAAGGAUUUCAUCUUUACAGCAUGGUGAUCAAAGUAUUUGGGUCAGAAGAAAGCAAGCACUUAUAUUAUUAUGGAAUUGGAUGGGGCUGCCCACUGCUGAUCUGUGUCAUUUCUGCAACCUCGUCCCUGGACAGCUAUGGAGAAAGUGGCAACUGCUGGCUCUCUCUGGAGAACGGAGCAAUCUGGGCUUUUGUGGCACCAGCGAUGUUUGUAAUUCUGGUCAAUAUUGGCAUUCUCAUUGCUGUCACAAGAGUCAUCUCCAGAAUCAGUGCAGACAACUACAAGGUCCAUGGAGAUGCUAAUGCCUUCAAAUUAACAGCUAAAGCUGUGGCUGUUCUCUUACCAAUCUUGGGGAGCUCGUGGAUCUUUGGCAUUUUGGCUGUCAAUGCCCACGCUUUAGUAUUUCAGUAUAUAUUUGCUGUUUUUAAUUCACUACAAGGAUUUUUCAUGUUCCUGUUUCACUGCCUUCUGAACUCAGAGGUUCGAGCUGCCUUUAAGCACAAAACCAAGGUCUGGUCCCUCACCAGUAGCUCAACACGCAACAUCAACGUGAAGCCCUUCAAUUCAGACAUUAUGACUGGGAACAGGCCAGGCACAACUCCCACCAAGCUGAACACCUGGGAUAAAAGCAGCAACUCAGCGAACCGCAUUGAUUUAUCAGCGGUCUGACAGGAAUAGCAGCUCCUCAGAGAAAACCAAGCCAUACAUUCAGGACCUCUGACACUGUGUCCACCAGCUUUUCCUCACUGCUCGUGCCAGUAGAAAACUGGGGUUUUUAAAACACUGCCUAAUGAAUUGGUAAUUGCCAUAUUGUUCUGUUGAGUAAAUAGCCCUCCUUGCUUGCCUUCAAAACUGAAACACAUUCUAGCACUUGGCUCUUAGCAAUAUCUGUAAAAAGACCAGCACAAAUAUACACUGGAUGGUUUUGUCAGCAAUGAUGAAAACACUUGGUAUGCAAGAAGGGCUUAUUGCUCUCUGAAUCAUUCCAGCUCCCAGGACUGAGGGAAAGCAACAUACCUCUGAAAAGAUGGACUUUUAUGCUCACAAAUGAAAUGCUUCCCGUUGUGAUGUUGUAAUGACACUAUUCCAGACUUGCUGUGCUCUCUCUGUUUACAUUUAUUACCUUACAGAAUCCAAUUAUCAAAGUGAAGUUGAUUCAAAA